Chara braunii is the source of this 2649-nucleotide messenger RNA. The record is from the annotation of a GenBank genome assembly. Lineage: Eukaryota; Viridiplantae; Streptophyta; Charophyceae; Charales; Characeae.
UCUUGUUAGGUAUGUACAACCUCUCCGUUGCACAGCCCCAGUUUGACUGGGACCGAAAACUGGUCAAACACACUUUGCCAGGUGGGGGGACCGCCAAAUUACGUAAGUUCAAAGCUACUAGUCUGAUUGAGUCCUACGGAUGCAUGUGUGUGGCCGCGUUUUAUAACUAUUAUAAGCAAAACCCGGAGGAGGUAUGUAUCUAGUAUAUGUCUCUGCAGCAGGCGAGCCGGUGAAAAUGUCGCCAGAGAUAGAGGGAGUAGUUGCUAAAUACCCUGAUCUAUUUGAAGAGUCGAAAGGGGUUGUUGAGAGGGAGGUCGUCCACGCAAUAGAGAUUAUCCUAGGGUCUAGCAUCCCGAAGGAUAGGAUCUAUCGGAUGUCUCCAAGCGAGUUUGAUGAGCUUCGCCGGCAACUCAAGGAACUCGUAGAGAAGGGUUGGAUCUGGCCAAGUGUCUCCCCUUACGAAUGCCCAGUCUUAUUUGUGUCGACGAAGGGGGGAACUCUGAGGAUGUGCAUUGACUAUAGGGGCCUCAAUGCCAUCACUGUCAAGAACCGAGAGGCCCUACGGUGCAUCGAUGACUUGCUAGAUAAAGUGCAAGGGUGUCGGUACUUCAGUAAAAUAGAUCUGAAGUCCGGGUACCAUCAGAUUGCAAUCCGGCCUGAGGAUCAACACAAAACCGCAUUUCAGACUAGGUACGGUUUGUACGAGUUUGUGGUGAUGCCUUUCGGCCUAUGCAAUGCUCAUGGCACCUUUCAGCACGCUAUGAAUCGAAUCUUUCAUGACUACUUGGAUAAGUUUGUCAUUGUGUACCUCGAUGACAUACUUAUUUUUAGUAAAACUAUCGAGGAGCAUGUUGCACACUUAGAUAAAGUCCUCAGUCUCCUUCGGCAGCACACGUUCAAGAUCAACGGGGAGAAAUGCAAGUUUGGUCGCACCCGGAUCUUGUACUUGGGUCAUGAGAUUUCCGCGGAGGGUUUGAAGCCUGAUGACGCGAAGGUGGCCAGCAUUCGUGACUGGCCGCGUCCUCAGUCUGUGACUGAGAUGAGGUCUUUCUUAGGGAUGACCGGCUACUAUUGCAAUUUUGUGAAGAACUAUAGCAUAAUGGUCGCCCCUUUGACUGACCUGACUUGCCUUGACACCCCAUGGGAGUGGACAACAGACAGGUGUGAGGCUGCUUUCAGACAUCUGAAGCAUGUGUUGACGCAUCAUGAGGUCUUGAAACUUCCUGAUCCUGACAAGUCGUUCAUAGUAACCACGAAUGCCAUCCAAUAUGGCAUUGGCGCCGUACUUGCGCAGCAGGAGGGGCCAAAGUUGAGGCCAGUCGAGUACAUGACCAAAAAGAUACUGUCUCAAAAGUUGGCUAAGUCCACUUGUGAGAAAGAGCUCUACGUGAUUUAUAAGGCACUGACCCAUUGGAGACAUUACCUCCUUGGGAAGUUCUUCAUCGUCAAGACUGAUCAUCAGACUCUCAAGUGGAUGAGAACCCUACCAUUACUUUCUGAUGCCUUGAAGCGCUGGAUCGAAGUCAUUGAACAGCAUGACUUCGAACCCCAAUAUCUGAAUGGGAAGUACAAUAAAGUUGUUGAUGCCUUAUCACAUAGGCCUGAUUUCUCUGGUGCGCUGAUUACUGAGUUCGGGCUUGUGGACGAUGUAACUCGCUCUUUGGUGGAAGCCUAUCGCAAGGAUCCGUUUAUGUCUAAGAUCAUUUGCAGACUCGAGGCGAAGGACAAAGUGACUUUUGUCGAGUUUGAGUUAGUCAACGGUUUGUUGUUCCUUGAGAAGGCAGAGAAUAAACGUUUGUGUGUGCCUAAUCGGGAGUCUUUGCGUAGUUUGUUUUUAGGAGAGUGUCAUGACGCCACAGGACAUUUUGGAUAUAAGAAGACUUCAACCAAUCUGCUGCAGCAAUUCUGGUGGCCCACGAUGAUGAGAGAUGCCAAGCUAUACGUGGAGACCUGCCAGGUCUGUCAGAGAGACAAGCCACAUACACAGGCCCCUCUUUUCGGGCUUCUCAAGCCCCUUCCGAUUCCGGAAAGGCCCGAUGAGAGCAUGUCCAUGGACUUCAUGGACACGCUGGUCACCAGCAAGAGUGGAAUGAGACACAUCGUCGUUAUCGUGGAUAGGUUUAGUAAGUACGCUAGGUUAGUUGCCAUGCCAGAGACAGCGAAGACCGAGUACGUCAUUAGGUUGUUUAAGGAGAACAAGGUCAGAGAUUUUGGCUUGCCAAAGUCUAUUGUGAGCAACCGGGAUGUUAGAUUCACGAGCGAGUUGUGGAAGGCCACAGCUGCAGAACAAGGAACGUAGCUGCAAAUGACAUAUGGAAACCAUCCAGAGGCAAACGGGCAAGCAGAGCAGUUAAACCGCGUUGUACAACACCUGUUGUGGCACUACAUCAAGCCCAAUCAGGUGGACAGGGAUGAGAAACUUGCUCUCAUCGCCAGUCUGUACAACAACGAUUUGCAGAACGCCACAGGGGUGAGCCCUAACAGUUUGCUACAGACUUUCAAGCCUAGACUGCCCCUAGACUUUCUAAUGCCUGAGAACCAGCCAACUGCUGCACCUGGCACACUAGAAUUUGCUUAUCGAUAUGAACAACUGAUGCAGCAGGCAGAUGCACAAGGCACAGGCGGCGAUGAUAAAAUCAGAAAAUAAGC